This is a messenger RNA of Cuscuta europaea, 2188 nucleotides long. Lineage: Eukaryota; Viridiplantae; Streptophyta; Magnoliopsida; Solanales; Convolvulaceae. The record is from the annotation of a GenBank genome assembly.
AGCUGGUUGGGGGCCAAACCAAUAAAUGGAGAGGGGUCCCUCCCCCCCAUAUUAUUGGUGAAUAAGCCAAAAAGGCUAUCCCCUCACCCAACAACCCAUAUGCUCGGCCAACCCAUUCAAAGAAGAGAGUUAAGCUCUGGAAAUACUCCAUAUUCAUCUGCCAUAUACGCAUUGGAGCUAAGGAGGAAGAAGGAGGAGAAAAGAGAAGGAAAAGUUGGUUUUGGAGAGGAAAACUUGUGUUUAGCAAGGUAUUCAAGGAACUUUCACGGAGUUGAAAGAGUCGCCGGAGUUGUCGCCGGAGUUCGUUGAAGUUCGCCGGAGUUUCGCCGGAGCUAAAUCGGGAAGGCUAGAACUUCAUAAGCUUCAUUAAGGUGAGAAGACGGCUUUAUGCUUUAUAACUUUUGCGUGAGGCAUGAGAUUACCUAAAGUAAUCAAGGAUAUGUUUUGUGGAAUGAUUAAAGAUAAUCAAGUAUUUGCUUAUGCCAUGAUUUUGCAUAAAACAUAGUUAAAAAGCAUGUUAUGUACGUUUGGUGAUUAAAAAUGUGGUAACAUAUUUUGUGUGAUGAUCCAGGGAUCCAAAAUGGUAUUUUUGGAUCAAGGACAUCAAGAAGUAUGUGUGUAUAAAAUUUCAAGUUAAUCGGACUCCGUUUGGGGGGUCAAAAGGGGCGUUGACUGCCAAGUCAACUGCCAUACCCAACCGGGUAUUGACACAUACCCGACCGGGUAUUUGCUGAAAAAUUGCCCAGGGGGCUACUGUCUCCUAUACCCGAUCGAGUAUAGGUAUAUACUCGAUCGAGUAUACAUGGAAAAUUAGCUUUGGGGGCUACCGCCUCCUGUACUCGACCGAGUAUGGGUAGAUACUCGAUCGAGUAUUGUUUUAUGCUCAAACGGGCAGUUUUGAGCGGGUUUAUGUGGGCCGUUCAGGUGGGACCCGCCCACAUUGGUUCCUAAGGAUGGUUAUAUGACUAUAGGGCUAGGUAUUGUCCAUAGUUGAAGGAACGAAAGGUUAGCCAUAUCCAGGUUAGGGUUUGGUAAGGAUUUAGUUUGGGGUUGAGCAUCCCCGAGACUAUAAAUGAUCCUGAAACUCGGUUGGGGUUGAGCAUCCCCGGGACAUUAAAUGAUUCUGAAACUCGGUUGGGGUUGAGCAUCCCCGGGACUAUACAUGAUCCUGAAACUCGGUUGGGGUUGAGCAUCCCCGGGACUGCAAAUGAUCCUGAAACUCGGUUGGGGUUGAGCAUCCCCGGAACAUUUAAUGAUCCUGAAACUCGGUUGGGGUUGAGUAUCCCCGGGAUGCUAAGUGCUCCCAAAACUCGGUAGGAUAUUAUAAAUGUAGAAUGUUGCUAGCGAGCUAGGCAUUCGGGAAAAGGGUGAGAAAGUUCAGGUAAGAACUUUAUCUCUAAAAGACUCUUUGAAUGAAAUGACCUACGGGUCGAGUAUUUUACAUAUAUAUAUAUAUAGUAUGUAUCAUCGGAUGAAUGAGUCACAUAUAUAUAUGUAUCACCCUAUUUUUGGGUCUCGUGUCUGAAACAUUAGUUAUUCUUCAUAUAGCCUGCUUGUCACUAGUACUUCUAUGGAGUACUGACCCCUCCGGGGGCCCUCACAUUUUUCAGGUUGAGGCUAGAGUCCUACUGCCUGCACCUUUGCCUAGGGUGAUUGAUCGAGAAGGAAGACGUGGUUCGUGCUUCCAUUCUUAUUUCAAAUGUAUAAACCGCUCAUGGAUUUUUGAACAAUAUUUUCAUUACAACAGUUGGGGGCCUGCGUGCCCGUGUUUGCCACGUGUGGCAAGUAUCAAACAUUUUAUUAUUUCCGCAUUUGUUUGAUUAUGAUAUUGAUGUUGAUUGUAUGUGUUUACUAAUCGGUUUGGCAAUAGAAUCAAUCGGACGCCUUGUACAAUCCAAUAGGGAUGAACUGUUGUUGUUCUUAUCGGGUUGUACGGCGGUUGUCUACGUGGCUCGGAUGCGAUCCGGGGCGUGACAGGAAGCACCCCUAUCCUGCACCAGGAGCAGCAACCGCACCAACACCAUCAGCCGCAAGGGGUGUGUAUCAUCCGAUACCAAACAAUGCUCCGUCGAGUAAAUCUGUCAUGUCCAUUUUAAACAUUAAUGCUAAAUCUAUCUACUUCUGGUACUCACUAUCAUUAUGCAGGUUUUCCGUCAACUGAGAGUAUUCUUGGUUCAGUCCCUCCUCC